UCUAGGGUUAAGUUGUUAAUUAUGACAGAACUCGUCGAACAUAGAGUUUGUGAAGAUAGAAUCAGUUCUUUGUCUGACGAUCUUCUCGUGCAGAUAUUAUUGCUCGUUCCUACAAAAGAUGCAGUGGCCACCACGUUUUUGUCUAAACGAUGGAGGUUUGUCUGGAGGAUGUUACCUAGACUUGAAUAUAGAGAAACCAAAACAAGUGACGUUAACAGCAGUAGUACUGUUUGGUGGUUUCUUGAAGAUUCAUUCCGUCUUCACAAGGCACCUUUGUUAGAACGUUUGUGUAUCGAACUCGGUCCACAAUGUCCUAUUUAUGUUAAUCCUGUAAAGUGGGUUGCAAAAGCACUUGAUAAUCGUGUGCGUUGGCUAAUUUUCAGGCUCCUUUGGAAAGGAGAGCCGAUCAGAAUGCCUAAGAGCCUUUACUUUUGCAAAACGCUUGAGAGAUUGACUCUCUCCUACAAGGUUCUUGUGGAUGUUCCUCGACAAGUCUCUCUCCCAUCACUCACAGAACUUGAUCUCUUCUGUGUUGUGUACAAAGACGAAGAUUCUCAUGUUAGGCUUUUAUCAAGUUGUCCCGUUCUCAAGCGUCUAAAGGUGACUCGAAAUAGACAUGUGGAAGAUAUUGUGAGAACGUUUAGUGUUAAAGUGCCUUCUUUAUUGAGAUUAGAUUACAAAGUAGAUACGACAUUUCAAGACAGUGAUGAUAGAUUUUUGGUUAUAGACACUCCAAAUUUAUUGUCUCUUCACAUCUUUGAUAUUUUUGGACACUCUUUCUCAGUUGAGUACAUGCCCCAUCUUGUUACAGUAGUUAUUGAUCUGCUCUUCCCUAUUGAAAACUUUAUGAGGUCUCUCUCUUCGGUCAAGUAUCUUGCGUUAUCUCCGUUCGAUAUAAUGGUUCCAUGGUGUGACGCAGUAAAUAACUACUCUCGACUUGUAGAAUGUAUGAUAUUUCUAUCUGACCAAGACUUGUGUGAAUCACUUUUGGUUUUGCUCUCUAAUUGUUCUAAUUUAAAAGUUUUUAUGGUCGACUCUGAGAUUGGUCAGUAUGCGAAUCAUGGUCCAGGUUUAUGGAAUCAACCGAGUUCUGUUCCAGGAUGUUUGUCGUCUCAUCUCGAGAUCUUUGAGUGGGAAGGAUAUGCAGGAAGAAAAUAUGAGAAAGAACUCAUAAGAUACAUUCUAGAAAACUCCAAGUGUUUAAAAACAGUGGGAAUCUCGCCGAAUUCAACAUGCAGUGAAGAGAAACAGAAGAUGGUGGUUGAGGAGUUAGAAUCUAUGCAUAGAGUUCCAACGUCUGUGCUUCUGUCCUCUGCUCGAAUGUUAUUUAGACGUUAGUAUGUCUGUCUAUUUGUUAGUAGAUGAUGUUUCAAAAUCCUAAAAUUUGGAA
Molecule: messenger RNA, 1390 nt
Organism: Arabidopsis lyrata subsp. lyrata
Lineage: Eukaryota; Viridiplantae; Streptophyta; Magnoliopsida; Brassicales; Brassicaceae
Product: putative F-box/FBD/LRR-repeat protein At3g49480
Molecular function (GO): protein binding
Source: RefSeq, a predicted model, not a curated record